UGCGAUCAGGCGGCGCGGCGGGCAGCCCCGCGGCGGGCGGGGCGCUAGACCGCGGGGUCCUUCCUCGCUCGCCCUGCUUCCUCUCGGAGCGGACACGGCAAAUGGCGGACUUCGAUACCUACGACGACCGGGCCUACAGCAGCUUCGGCGGCGGCAGGGGGUCCCGCGGCAGUGCUGGCGGCCAUGGCUCCCGCAGCCAGAAGGAGCUGCCCACGGAGCCCCCGUACACGGCCUACGUGGGGAACCUGCCCUUCAACACGGUCCAGGGCGACAUCGACGCCAUCUUCAAGGACCUCAGCAUCCGCAGCGUGCGGCUCGUCAGAGACAAGGACACAGACAAAUUUAAAGGAUUCUGCUAUGUAGAAUUUGAUGAGGUGGAUUCCCUUAAGGAAGCCUUGACGUAUGAUGGUGCACUGCUAGGUGACCGGUCCCUUCGUGUGGACAUUGCAGAAGGCAGAAAACAAGAUAAAGGUGGCUUUGGAUUCAGGAAAGGUGGACCAGACGACAGAGGCUUCCGGGAUGACUUUCUGGGAGGCAGGGGAGGAAGCCGCCCAGGUGACCGACGAACAGGGCCCCCCAUGGGCAGUCGCUUCCGAGACGGCCCCCCACUCCGGGGCUCCAACAUGGACUUCAGGGAGCCCACAGAAGAGGAGCGAGCGCAGAGACCACGACUCCAGCUUAAACCUCGGACAGUUGCGACGCCCCUCAACCAAGUAGCCAACCCCAACUCGGCCAUCUUCGGGGGGGCCAGGCCCAGAGAGGAAGUCGUUCAGAAGGAGCAAGAAUGAGCUUGUGGGCGGGAGGGAACGGGGUGCGGGGGCAAUCGGAGCAAGACCACGGCCUGGCUGUCCCCGGAGCGGCGGCCCCGCGGCUGCCGGUCCUGCGCCCGACCUUUGCCCUCCCUUCUUACACCGGAAACACGGCUCGUGAGUGCAUGUCAGCAGUGAGCAGGUGGUUCCGGCACAUCCUCGGCCUCCUGCACCCCAGUACCGGCUGCUCCCUCUCCCCCUCUCUCCUUCUCUCCUCCUCCCC
Messenger RNA from Sorex fumeus (smoky shrew), 1032 nucleotides. It is a transcript of the gene EIF4H, whose product is annotated as eukaryotic translation initiation factor 4H. Lineage: Eukaryota; Metazoa; Chordata; Mammalia; Eulipotyphla; Soricidae. The transcript has 6 exons. The record is from RefSeq and is a predicted model, not a curated record. Bases 102 to 788 code for a protein of 228 amino acids. Gene Ontology annotation, molecular function: RNA binding.